CCGACCGCGCUUGUGCAACGUACUGUUGCGUAAAUCACAGUUACGAUACGAAUACGAUUAAAUAUAGCAGCAUGAGUCAGUGAUAUUGUGAAUGGUUUGCAGUUUUUAUCCUACAAAUAUUAUAGCAAUCCCAAUCAAGUAAUAUCAAACGUUAACAUCAUAAGCAGCAAGUGCCUCAGUUAUUCAAAUACCAGCAACGCAGACAGUCGUGUCAAAAUGGCGAGGAGUUUGCGUCUACUCAAACGGACAUUUAAUAAGAUUAAUGAAUCUAGUGUUAGAUAUAACAGUGUAUGGACGAGUGAUGGAAUAAUAAAUUCGCCUUAUGAAAAAAUUAAGGACAUACCAAAUAUAACAAUUUACGAAUAUAUUUGGCAAAAUUUGGACAAAUGGCCCGAAAGAACAGCUUCGAUAUGUUCAGUCACUGGACGCGGAUACACCUAUGAACAAGCAUUCAAAUUGUCAAAUACAUUCGCUGCUAAUCUCAGGAGAAAAUUCAAGAUUCGUGAUGGCGACACAGUUGCGGUUAUCCUGCCGAAUGUUCCCGAUUUUCCAUUGGUUGCUUUGGGUAUUUUGGAAGCUGGAGGAGUUAUUACAACCGUCAAUCCUAUUUACACUGCACAUGAAAUCCAACGUCAACUUCUGAUGUCUGAUGCAAAAGUUGUUGUGACACUCCCAGAUAAAGUUGGUGUUGUUCGAGAUGCUUUGAAAAUAGCCAAACUUAAUUUACCAAUAAUAGUUGUCAAAACUAACGGAGAAUCCAUAACUGAUGGAACGAUAGCAUUUAAUGAACUAAGCGAAGAUGUUCACGUUGACAAAUCGUGUCUAAAAGAAGUAAAAAGAAAUAUAAAUGACAUUUGCUUUCUCCCUUAUUCAAGUGGAACCACUGGGCUACCGAAAGGAGUGGAGUUGACACAUAAGAACAUUAUUGCUAAUUGCGAACAAAUUAAUGAGCCAAAGAUAAUGUGUCACAAUGAAACUACAGCAAAACAUCAAGAUUCAGUUUUAGCGGUUCUGCCAUACUUCCAUAUUUAUUCAGCAUCGGUUCUGAUGUUCCACAAGAUGUCGCAGGGAAUCAAGUUGGUUGCGGUUCCGAAAUUUCAGCCAGAGGCAUUUCUACACGCUCUUGAAAAGUUCAAAAUUAAUAUCCUGUUCUGUGCUCCUCCAAUAGUGUUUCUGAUGGCAUCACACCCGGCGGCGAAUGCAAAGACAUACCAAUAUUUAGACAUAGUAAUAAAUGGUGCGGCUCCCAUAGCAGCAUCUGAUGCUGAUAGAUUUCUUGCUAAAGUAGAGAGAAACAUCCGUUUUGGACAAGGAUAUGGCCUGACGGAAACUUCACCGGUUGUGUGUAUAGGAGAAAGGGGAUGUUCAGACUAUAGUGUUGUUGGCAACGCUGUACCCAGUACGGAGCUUAAAAUUGUCGACCAAGACUUGAAGGCUUUGGGACCUAAUCAGCUCGGUGAACUUCUGAUUCGAGGACCGCAAGUCAUGAGAGGAUACAGGAAUAAUCCUGAAGCGAACGCUGCGACAUUCAGCGAUGACUGGUUUAGAAGUGGUGACGUCGCCGUCGCCGAUGAGAAUGGAGUCAUCAAAAUUGUUGAUAGAUUUAAAGAGCUUAUCAAGGUGAAAGGAUUCCAAGUGCCUCCAGCUGAGCUAGAGGCAGUUCUUCGCGAGCAUCCUUCAGUGAAAGAUGCGGCCGUGAUUGGAGUUCCACAUUCCAGCAAGGGAGAGGCACCGAAGGCAUUUAUAGUACUUAAAAACGACGCCAAAGCCGAUGUUAAAGACAUCACCAGUUUUGUCAACGAGAGGGUAGCUUCAUAUAAACAAGUUAAUGACGUGGUGUUCAUAGACUCUAUACCGAAAACAGCAUCAGGAAAGAUACUCAGAAAGGAUUUGAAGGAGAUGAAUUGAUUUUAAGAAUUGAUUUUAUUGAUAUUUUAUAGGCUUUUUUUAUACGUGUUGAAAUUGUUAUAUUAAAGAAAAAUAUAUUUCUUUAAAGCGAAAAUACUAACUGAGAAUAGAAAGUUAACUUGGGACCAUUUCGUAUUAAAGUUACUUUUACGUAACAAAAACAUCUUCAUACUCAAGUUUAAAUAGCCAUAUCUACCAAUAGACAAAGCUAGCGUUUUUAGGAACUAACAAACACAUUUAAUGAAACAUCAGUUUAGACACAAAAUAGAUAAUAAAUAAUCUAAGAAUAUAAUUAUUUAUUUAUUUAUAAAUUCUACAACAUCAUACAUAUUACGAAAUCUACUGAUAAUUUUAUAAAAUCUUUUAUCUAAUUUGUACGACAAUAUAUUAUGUAAACAUAAGUUUUGCUAAAAAUAGGAAUUAAAAAAAAAUACAAUUAAAAACAUAAACAAGAUUACACAAUAAAAUAAAAUAAAAUUACCAAUAAUGUUGGUACUUAGAGUAGAGAGAAAAAAAUCAUCAGCAUAUUUGCUUACCUUGCAACUAAAGUCUUAAGCCAAUUGACAAACAAAAAAAAAGACAAUAAUUAAUAAUAUUGAAUAUCUUGGAAGCAGGUUGUUUCAGCAUUUGUAUCGGAAACUAGAAAAUAAUUGAAUUUCGUUCACCAGCCAAAUUCGAAGAUCUAUAAGAUCUAUUAAAGGGACCAAUUUUUAUUAUUGAAUUGUACUAAAAAAAUCUUAUAUCAAAUAAGAGUAAAUGAAUUAUAUUUUUAUAAAGGUAUUAAUAUAUUUCACUGUUGUGGUAUAA
Pieris rapae (cabbage white) is the source of this 2715-nucleotide messenger RNA. Its product is annotated as 4-coumarate--CoA ligase 1. The record is from RefSeq and is a predicted model, not a curated record. Gene Ontology annotation, molecular function: long-chain fatty acid-CoA ligase activity. The transcript has 9 exons. The coding region runs from base 217 to 1908 and encodes 563 amino acids. Gene Ontology annotation, biological process: long-chain fatty acid metabolic process; fatty-acyl-CoA biosynthetic process. Gene Ontology annotation, cellular component: mitochondrion. Lineage: Eukaryota; Metazoa; Arthropoda; Insecta; Lepidoptera; Pieridae.